Molecule: messenger RNA, 1783 nt
Organism: Klebsormidium nitens
Lineage: Eukaryota; Viridiplantae; Streptophyta; Klebsormidiophyceae; Klebsormidiales; Klebsormidiaceae
Source: the annotation of a GenBank genome assembly
AUGUGGGAAGGGAAUUGUGCUUGCCCCUCAAGCAAAUGUGGGCGGCCAAUCGGGAACGAGGGGGCGGUUCUCAAAGCUCUCAUUUCGGCUCGCUUUGCAUCUGCAAAGAAUGCAAGGACGAAAAGGGGUCAGGGGGCUCAGGCUAGCGCAAGCCCUGGUCCCGGGGGCAGUCCUCGCAGCACGCAAGGGUGCAAAGCGCUCUGCCAUCUACUCGAUAGGCUGCUUUGCAAGAGGGCCAGGGCCCAGGGGGCAGGGGCAAGAAAGCGCCGCUUAGACGCGAUGGGGGCCCGCAGUCUCUUGGGCGCCUGGCAUGUGUCAGCCUUCUCAAUUGUCCUAAUUGCUGCGGCGCUGUUUGUCCAGGGAGGGGAGUCGCUGACGGUUGAGACCACCUACCGCGUUCACGUGAAUGGCAGCACCAGCUUGCCGGAUCCAAGUCCUCUUAACGCCUUUCUGCUGAGUCACAGCACAUCGCUUAACCCGCUGCUGCCUGACCACCCUCCAGUCCAGCUGCAGCUCUGCAACUCCAGGGUUUAUUCCCAACCCUUUGAUUUCUACACGCUGCAGCACCCGGGGGGUUGUGCCAGCGCACCAGGGUGGAUAACGAGCAAGUCAGUAGGUGCGAGGGUGCUUGAAGCAAUCUGGCUGGCAUGGGGUGCGGUCCUUGUAGCUGGGCUGGUUCUCACUUGGGUGAUUCCCUCCAGGAUGUCUGCUCUUAAGGGAUGGGCAGUCCGCUGUUGCUAUAGCUUGGUGCCCGCCAGUCCGGAGCGCAUAAAGAUUCCAGCAGACAUCAUUGCGGCCUCUCCAUGCCUGAGGGUAACCGCGGUGUUUCCAUUGUUUAUCCUGAUAGCCCUUCUCAACUUUUCAUACGCUGCGAUGGACAAACUCCUCCCAGCCCCGCUGCCCGAUCCUGCCAGCCUGAACGCCUUUCUCCAUUCCAGCGGCCAAAACAUAACGCUCAGCCUCUGCACCAUCAGGAGAGACUUUCAAGUCUACAUAGGGUUCUCAGACAGCUGCAACCAGCUGUCAGCCUCCCUCUAUCCAGAUCUUAGCACCACAUGCGACGAAACAACAAUCGACACCAGAGUCCAAGACACUUUUAGUCAUGGCUUGGCAGUGGCCAUUUUGACGUUCUUUGCCGGCUUUUUCACAUGCCUCUCCUGGCUGGUUAUCGCCAUAGGGGCACUUGCAUACUUUGCAGCGGUCGUAUACUUUUGUUGCUGUGGCCGACGUCCGGGCAAAGUGCACGAUGUCGAGAUGCAGGACGCCGCCAGCACAUCAGGUCUGGUCGUCUGAUGAAGAGACACUUGUGCGGGAAGUCUUGAGGAGGAGUAUGCAUGUGCUUUUUAGGCCUUCUUGAGGUGGAACCAUAAGGCUUGUAUAAAGACAGCACGAUAGUUCACUAGCAAAGGCUAAGAGCCACAAUUUGAAUGACAUAGGCUUGUAUUUAUAAAUAAGUCCCAGGGUUGUUGUCAAACUUUCAAAGCACAGAGUAAUCAUAACUGGUGUAAAGUACUGAGGUACGUACACGGACAGAACGUCGGACAUGUUUGGAGAAAGUUCAGGGCUGUACGUUUUGCAGACACACUGACAAGUACGAGUCUGAGCAAGGGCCGGAAUGCUUUUUCUUCUUCUACUAACUUUUGAUCCACCUAGUAUGUACAAAAUUUUCGUAAACUCUGUUCGUCAUACUGAGUCAGUGUCGUUUACCAUUUCGUACUAUCUAGCUAGAGCCCCUGGUGGGAUCCGGACUCCCUUUUCGAUGAUCAUUUGCAGUUCUGGCCCU